AUGUCGUCAAACCGGCAACAGAGCGGAGCUAUGGAGCUACCUCUUUUAAGCUCGGAGGACAUGAAGAUGAAGAGACCCCAAGCAAGUAGGAUAUUAGCCAUCUUGAAAGCCGAGAGGUGGGAAGGUAUGAAUUUUGAAAGUAAUUGUCUUUAUUUUCAGUUACGUUUCGGCCCUCGUGAAAACACACUGAGAAGAUGGGAUCACGUGACUCAAGAGGCGUUUCCGUUUCAAGGACUUUUCCUUAAACACCUCGUUCUUAUCGGAAGUUUUGGUAAUGCCUUCUCUUUACGUUUCAGCUCUCGUGAAAAAACACUGAGAAGAUGGGAUUACAUGACUCAGAGGCAUAUCCGUUUCAAGAACUUUUCCUUUAACGCCUCGUUCUUAUCGGAAGUUCAGGGUUAA
Molecule: messenger RNA, 402 nt
Organism: Prunus armeniaca (apricot)
Lineage: Eukaryota; Viridiplantae; Streptophyta; Magnoliopsida; Rosales; Rosaceae
Source: the annotation of a GenBank genome assembly